Messenger RNA from Macadamia integrifolia, 1098 nucleotides. RefSeq names its product ras-related protein RHN1. Gene Ontology annotation, molecular function: GTPase activity; GTP binding. The transcript is spliced from 8 exons. NCBI's taxonomy places the organism in Eukaryota, Viridiplantae, Streptophyta, Magnoliopsida, Proteales, Proteaceae. The coding region runs from base 221 to 823 and encodes 200 amino acids. The record is from RefSeq and is a predicted model, not a curated record.
AAUUUCGAUGAUGCUGUUUGGCCUUAGGCGUGAAGUAAUAGAAGAAGUAGUCUUUAUAAACUCUCUGUAAAUUCGAUUUUAGUUUGUCUAUAAUCUUCGAUCUCCCUCGACAUUUUCUUCAUAGAAUUGAAAUCGAUCGAAGUCCGUAUAAAUCUUGGUUUUUUUAAUCUGAAAUUUCCCUUCAUUUCGAUCCUAUUUGAUCAACUGAUCAGCAAUUUCAAUGGCUACCAUCGGGAACAACAAUCUCAAUGCGAAGCUUGUUCUCCUUGGAGAUAUGGGCGCUGGGAAGUCAAGUCUCGUUUUGCGCUUCGUUAAGGGCCAAUUCCUUGAAUUCCAGGAGUCGACAAUCGGAGCAGCGUUCUUCUCGCAGACGCUGGCAGUGAAUGAUGCGACAGUGAAAUUUGAGAUUUGGGAUACUGCCGGGCAGGAGAGGUACCAUAGCUUGGCUCCCAUGUAUUACCGAGGAGCUGCAGCUGCCAUAAUCGUCUAUGACAUUACUAGCACGGAAUCGUUCGCAAGGGCCAAGAAGUGGGUGCAAGAACUUCAAAAACAAGGCAAUCCUAACAUGGUUAUGGCACUUGCUGGUAAUAAAGCUGACCUGGAAGACAAAAGGAAGGUGACAGCUGAGGAGGCUCGUAUUUAUGCAGAGGAGAAUGGUCUUUUCUUCAUGGAGACGUCUGCUAAAACUGCUAUCCAUGUCAAUGACAUAUUCUAUGAGAUAGCUAAGAGAUUGCCUCGUGCUCAGCCAGCCCAGAAUCCAGCAGGAAUGGUUCUUGUGGACAGACCAACAGAAAGAUCCCAUGCUGCAGCAUGCUGCUCCUAAGCAGCUUGCAACACGCAAUUAAUUAUUCUCAAAUUUUCAAUGGCUAAGUAUGUUGCAACUGGCCCAGUUUUGUCAUCAAUUUGUAUUCAACAAUAUUGGAUCAUGGGAGGCUCCUCUGGGCGUGGUGGUGGCUGCCAGUUGCAGUAGAGAGGUGGCCCAAGUACAAGGAAGAUGUUGCUUGUUUGACUCUCCCCCAUUGGUUGGUCUUCCUUCCUUGAGUUGAGACACCAACCCCUGGUGUCCUAUGGCAGGAUUCAACACCCCACACACAAACC